Messenger RNA from Alexandromys fortis (reed vole), 16253 nucleotides. It is a transcript of the gene Ahnak, whose product is annotated as AHNAK nucleoprotein. The coding region runs from base 273 to 15398 and encodes 5041 amino acids. Gene Ontology annotation, molecular function: protein binding. The record is from RefSeq and is a predicted model, not a curated record. Lineage: Eukaryota; Metazoa; Chordata; Mammalia; Rodentia; Cricetidae. Gene Ontology annotation, biological process: regulation of RNA splicing. The transcript is spliced from 9 exons. Gene Ontology annotation, cellular component: nucleus; costamere; cytoplasm.
CGCCUCCGCGCGCGGGGGCCCGGCCACUUGGAGCAGCUCUGCCGCGGGGACUGCACUGUCCGCCUGCCAGACCCGCCCCGACUGGGGCUCGCCGUCACCAGCAGUCACAGCACUGCGACUUCGGGCCCUACGUCGGCUAUGGCUGCGUCCUGGGACUAAGUCCGCAGGUUGUGUGACUGAGUUUCCCAAAGAGAGAGAGACUGUUAAAAGAAGAGAAGAAGGAGGGGCGGGCUCCUGGCAAGGCGUUCGCUCCUGAACAGAGUCCUGCAAAGAUGGAGAAGGAGGAGGAGACAACUCGGGAGCUGCUGCUGCCUAACUGGCAGGGCAGCGGCUCCCACGGACUGACCAUUGCCCAGAGGGAUGAUGGAGUCUUUGUUCAGGAAGUGAUGCAGAACUCCCCUGCGGCCCGCACUGGAGUGGUCAAAGAGGGGGACCAGAUUGUGGGUGCCACCAUCUACUUUGACAACCUGCAGUCUGGUGAGGUGACCCAGCUGCUGAACACCAUGGGGCAUCACACUGUUGGCUUGAAGUUGCACCGUAAGGGGGACCGUUCCCCUGAGCCUGGACAGACCUGGACUCAUGAAGUCUUCAGCUCCCGUAGCUCCGAGGUGGUGCUGAGCGGGGAUGAUGAAGACUACCAGCGCAUCUACACCACAAAGAUCAAGCCACGACUGAAGUCGGAGGAUGGUGUGGAAGGGGACCUUGGGGAGACCCAGAGCCGUACCAUCACGGUGACCAGAAGGGUCACAGCCUACACUGUGGAUGUGACCGGUCGGGAAGGAGUGAAGGACAUCGACAUCAGCAGCCCUGAGUUCAUGAUCAAGAUACCAAAGCAUGAAGUGACUGAAAUCGCCAACACAGAUGUAGAGAUGCAGUCUGGGAAGACGGUGAUUAGACUACCCUCAGGAUCGGGGGCAGUUUCUCCAACCCCUGGCUCUGCCAUGGAUAUCCGGGCAGGGGCCGUUUCUGCUUCAGGACCAGAGCUCGAAGGUGCUGGCCAAUCAAAAUUCCAGGUCACCGUACCUGGGAUAAAGGUGGGAAGCCCCGGCGUCAAUGUCAGUGCAAAAGGCUUGGACUUGGGUGGCAAAGGAGGGAUCCAAGUUCCAGGGGUGGACAUUUCGUCUUCUCUUGGGACUGGCUCAGUAGAGGUACAGGGUCCUUCCCUCCAGAGUGGUGAUAUUGGGAAAAUUAAAAUUCCAACCAUGAAGAUGCCAAAAUUUGGUGUCUCAGCAGGCCCGGAGGGUCAGAUACCAGAGGCAGGGCUGAGUGUUUCCGCACCUGAGUUCUCUGUGGGGCAUAAAGGUGACAAGCCAGGUUUGGCCAUUGGUGGGAGCAUUCAGGCCCCUCACUUGGAAGUCAGUGCCCCUUCUGUCAAUAUUGAGGGCCUUGGGGGGAAGCUGAAGGGUCCCCAAAUCACUGGGCCAUCACUCGAAAGUGACUUAGGUCUGAAAGGUACCAAGCUGCAGGGGAACAUAGGAAUGGAUGCCUCUGCUUCCAAAAUUGAGGGCAGCAUCACUGGUCCCAGUGUGGAAGUUGGAACCCCUGAUGUCGACAUUCAUGGGCUAGGAGGCAAACUGAAUUUGCCCAAGAUGAAAGUCCCUAAAUUCUCUGCAUCAGGUUCCAAGGGAGAGGGAGUUGGCGUUGAUGUGACAGUGCCCACAGGUGAAGUGACCCUUCCUGGGGUCUCUGGGGAUGUUAGUCAGCCUGAGAUUGCCAUUGGUGGGCUAGAAGGGAAGAUAAAGGGUGCUAAAGUCAAGACACCUGAAAUGAUCGUCCAGAAACCUAAAAUCUCCAUGCAGGAUGUGGAUCUGAGCCUUGGGUCUGGUAAACUGAAAGGCGAUAUGAAGGUGUCUGCUCCUGAGGUCAAAGGUGAUGUUAAAGGCCCUCAUGUGGCAGUUAAAGGCCCCAAAGUGGACAUAGAGACACCAAACUUAGAGGGGACCUUGACAGGUCCCAAGCUCAGCAGCCCUUCUGGAAAAAUAGGGGCCUGUAGGAUAUCUAUGGCAGAUGUAGACCUAAAUGUAGCUGCGCCUAAAGGGAAAGGUGGUGUAGAUGUUGUGCUACCCAAAGUAGAAGGGAAAAUCAAAGUCCCUGAACUUGAUGUCCAAGGCCCCAAAAUGGAUAUUAGUGCCCCAGAUGUGGAAGUGCAUGGCCCAGAAUGGAACUUGAAAACGCCCAAGAUGAAGAUGCCCAAGUUCAGUGUCCCAGGGGUCAAAGGAGAAGGCCCAGAUGUAGAUGUGGCUCUACCGAAAGGAGACAUCAGUAUUUCAGGGCCUAAGGUCAACAUAGAAGCCCCAAGUGCCAACAUGGAGAGUCUGGGGGGCAAACUUAAAGGUCCUGAUAUUGAUCUUCCUGAAGUGAGUGUCAAGACUCCAAAGGUUUCCAUACCUGAUGUAGAUCUGCACAUCAAAGGCGCAAAGGUGAAGGGAGAGUGUGAUGUCACAACACCAAAGCUUGAGGGUGACCUGAAAGGCCUCCAAGUGGAUGCUGAUGCCCCAGAAGUGAAUGUUCAUGGCCCAGACCUGAAGAUACCCAAGAUGAAGAUGCCCAAAUUCAGUGUGCCAGGGUUCAAAGCAGAGGGCCCAGAAGUGGAUGUGAAUCUGCCCAAGGCAGAUAUGGACAUUUCUGGGCCUAAGGUGGAGGUCAGUGCUCCAGAUGUGAGCAUUGAGGGACCAGAAGGGAAACUGAAAGGACCUAAGUUUAAAAUGCCUGAAAUGAAUAUCAGAGCUCCAAAGAUCUCCAUGCCAGAUGUGGACUUACACUUAAAAGGCCCCAGUGUAAAGGGAGAAUAUGAUGUUACCGUGCCAAGGCCUGAAGGUGAGAUUAAAGUUCCUGAUGUUGAACUUAAAAGUGCCAAACUGGACAUUGAUGCCCCGAAUGUGGAUGUUCAAGGUCCCGAAUGGCACAUGAAGAUGCCAAAGAUAAAAAUGCCCAAGUUUGGUAUGCCAGGCUUCAAGGCAGAGAGUCCAGAUGUGGAGGUGAAUCUCCCUAAGGCCAACAUUGAUGUCUCAGGACCCAAGGUAGAUGUCAAAGCACCAGAUGUGAACAUUGAAGGACCUGAAGGAAAACUGAAGGGUCCUAAGCUGAAGACGCCUGAGAUGAAUAUAAAGGCCCCAAAGAUCUCCAUGCCUGAUGUAGAUUUGCAUAUGAAAGGCCCCAAGGUAAAAGGAGAGUAUGAUGUCACAAUGCCAAAGAUUGAAGGAGAUUUGAAAGGCCCCAAAGUAGAUGUCAGUGCUCCAGAUGUUGACAUUCAGAGUCCUGAUUGGAACUUGAAAAUGCCAAAGAUUAAAAUGCCCAAAUUUAGCAUGCCUAGUCUCAAAGGAGAAGGCCCAGAAUUGGAUGUAAACAUGCCCAAGGCUGAUAUGGACAUUUCUGUACCAAAACUAGAUAUUAGUGCUCCAGAUUUGAACCUUGAAGGACCUGAAGGAAAGUUGAAAGGCCCCAAGUUUAAGAUGCCUGAGAUGCAUUUCAAGGCUCCAAAGGUGUCUCUACCAGAUGUGGACCUGGAUCUCAAAGGACCCAAAAUGAAAGGAAAUCUAGACAUGUCUGCACCAAAAAUAGAGGGAGAGAUGAAAGUACCAGAUGUGGACAUCAAAGGUCCGAAGAUAGAUAUUAAAUCACCAGAUGGGGAAGGUCAGGGCCCAGACUGGAGCCUGAAAAUGCCAAAGAUGAAAAUGCCUAAGUUCAGUAUGCCUACUCUCAAAGGUGAGGGUCCAGAAGUGGAUGUGAACCUGCCUAAGGCUGACAUUGAUGUCUCAGCACCCAAGGUUGACAUUGAAGGCCCUGAUGUGAGCAUUGAAGGACCAGAAGGAAAGUUGAAAGGUCCUAAGUUCAAGAUGCCUGAGAUGAACAUCAAGGCCCCUAAGAUCUCCAUGCCUGAUGUGGACUUAAACUUGAAAGGCCCCAAAGUCAAGGGGGAUGUGGAUGUGACACUGCCCAAGCUAGAAGGUGAAAUGAAAGUGCCAGAUGUGGACAUCAAAGGACCUAAAGUGGACAUCAGUGCCCCAGAUGUGGAUGUUCAUGGGCCAGAUUGGCACCUGAAGAUGCCCAAGAUGAAAAUGCCCAAGUUCAGCAUGCCUGGCUUCAAAGCAGAAGGCCCAGAAGUGGAUGUGAACCUGCCAAAGGCUGACAUUGAUGUCUCAGGACCCAAGGUGGACAUUGAAGGCCCUGAUGUGAGCAUUGAAGGGCCAGAAGGAAAGCUGAAAGGUCCUAAGUUCAAGAUGCCUGACAUGCACUUCAAGGCUCCUAAGGUCUCCAUGCCUGAUGUGGACUUGAAUAUUAAGGGGCCUAAAGGAAAAGCAGAUGUGGCAUUGCCUGAUGUAGAGGGUGAAAUAAAAGUUCCAGAUGUGGAUGUUAAAGGGCCCAAAGUUGGCAUUGAUGCUCCAGACAUUGAAGUUCAUGGCCCAGACUGGCACCUUAAGAUGCCUAAAAUGAAAAUGCCCAAGUUCAGCAUGCCUGGCUUCAAAGGAGAAGGCCCUGAAGUGGAUGUGAACCUGCCAAAGGCUGACAUUGAUGUCUCAGGACCCAAGGUAGACAUUAAUGUUCCAGAUGUAAAUAUUGAAGGUCCAGAAGGGAAGUUGAAGGGUCCCAAGUUCAAGAUGCCUGACAUGCACUUCAAGACUCCUAAGAUCUCCAUGCCUGAUGUGGACUUAAACUUGAAAGGCCCCAAAGUCAAGGGGGAUGUGGAUGUGACAGUGUCCAAGCUAGAAGGUGAAAUGAAAGUGCCAGAUGUGGACAUCAAAGGACCUAAAGUGGACAUCAGUGCCCCAGAUGUGGAUGUUCAUGGGCCAGACUGGCACCUGAAGAUGCCCAAAAUAAAAAUGCCCAAGUUCAGCAUGCCUGGCUUCAAGGGAGAAGGUCCUGAAGUAGAUGUGAACCUGCCAAAGGCUGACAUUGAUGUCUCAGGACCCAAGGUGGACAUUGAUGUUCCAGAUGUGAAUAUAGAAGGUCCUGAUGCAAAAUUGAAGGGUCCUAAGUUCAAGAUGCCAGAGAUGAACAUCAAGGCUCCCAAGAUCUCCAUGCCUGAUUUGCAUCUCAAGGGUCCCAAACUGAAGGGAGAUGUGGAUGUUUCCCUGCCCAAAGUAGAAGGUGACCUCAAGGGCCCUGAAGUUGACAUCAAAGGCCCCAAAAUGGACAUUAAUGCCCCAGAUGUUGAUGUUCAUGGUCCAGACUGGCACCUGAAGAUGCCCAAGGUGAAAAUGCCCAAGUUCAGCAUGCCUGGUUUUAAAGGCGAGGGCCCUGAAGUGGAUGUGAGCCUGCCAAAGACUGACAUUGAUGUCUCAGGGCCAAAGGUGGACAUUGAUGUUCCAGAUGUGAAUAUAGAAGGUCCUGAUGCAAAACUGAAGGGUCCUAAGUUCAAGAUGCCAGAGAUGAACAUCAAGACCCCUAAGAUCUCCAUGCCUGAUGUGGACUUACAUUUGAAAGGCCCCAAAGUCAAAGGGGAUCUCGAUGUGACAGUGCCCAAGCUAGAAGGAGAAUUAAAAGGUCCCAGCAUGGAUGUGGAAGUACCUGAUGUUGACCUGGAAUGUCCUGAUGCAAAGUUGAAGGGUCCCAAGUUUAAGAUGCCUGACAUGCACUUCAAGACCCCUAAGAUCUCCAUGCCUGAUGUGGACUUAAACUUGAAAGGCCCCAAAGUCAAGGGGGAUGUGGAUGUGACAGUGCCCAAGCUAGAAGGUGAAAUGAAAGUGCCAGAUGUGGACAUCAAAGGACCUAAAGUGGACAUCAGUGCUCCAGAUGUGGAUGUUCAUGGGCCAGAUUGGCACCUGAAGAUGCCCAAGAUGAAAAUGCCCAAGUUCAGCAUGCCUGGCUUCAAAGCAGAAGGCCCAGAAGUGGAUGUGAACCUGCCCAAGGCUGACAUUGAUGUCUCAGGACCCAAGGUGGAUGUUGAAGUUCCUGAUGUGAGCAUUGAAGGACCAGAAGGAAAGCUGAAAGGUCCCAAGUUUAAGAUGCCUGACAUGCACUUCAAGGCUCCUAAGAUCUCUAUGCCUGAUGUGGACCUGCACUUGAAAGGCCCUAAGGUCAAAGGGGAUAUGGAUGUGACUGUUCCAAAACUGGAAGGAGAUUUGAAAGGCCCCAAUGUGAAUGUAGAGGUACCUGAUGUUGACCUGGAAUGUCCUGAGGCAAAGUUGAAAGGCCCCAAGUUUAAGAUGCCUGACAUGCACUUCAAGACCCCUAAGAUCUCCAUGCCUGAUGUGGACUUACAUUUGAAAGGCCCCAAAGUCAAAGGGGAUCUCGAUGUGACAGUGCCCAAGCUAGAAGGAGAAUUGGAAGGUCCCAGCGUGGAUGUGGAAGUACCUGAUGUUGACCUGGAAUGUCCUGAUGCAAAGUUGAAGGGCCCCAAGUUUAAGAUGCCUGACAUGCACUUCAAGACCCCUAAGAUCUCCAUGCCUGAUGUGGACUUAAACUUGAAAGGCCCCAAAGUCAAGGGGGAUGUGGAUGUGACACUGCCCAAGCUAGAAGGUGAAAUGAAAGUGCCAGAUGUGGAUGUUGAAGUUCCUGAUGUGAGCAUUGAAGGACCAGAAGGAAAGCUGAAAGGUCCCAAGUUCAAGAUGCCUGACAUGCACUUCAAGGCUCCUAAGAUCUCCAUGCCUGAUGUUGAUUUCAACUUAAAGGGUUCUAAAAUCAAAGGAGAUAUUGAUGUUUCAGUCCCAAAACUUGAGGGAGACUUAAAGGGUCCAGAACUGGAUGUCAAGGGCCCCAAAUUGGAUGUCGACAUGCCAGAAGUAGCUGUGGAAGGCCCGGAAGGUAAAUGGAAAAGUCCUAAAUUCAAGAUGCCAGACAUGCACUUUAAAGCUCCCAAAAUCUCCAUGCCAGACAUUGAUCUUCACUUAAAGAGUCCAAAGAUAAAGGGUGAGGUUGAUGUAGAUGUUCCCAAAUUGGAAGGAGACCUCAAAGGGCCAAGUGUGGACCUAAGUGGACCAGACAUUGAGAUUGAAGGACCAGAAGGCAAACUGAAAGGUCCUAAGUUCAAGAUGCCAGAGAUGAACAUCAAAGCCCCCAAGAUCUCCAUGCCUGAUUUGCAUCUCAAGGGUCCCAAACUAAAGGGAGAUGUGGAUGUUUCCCUGCCCAAAGUAGAAGGUGACCUCAAAGGAACAGAAAUUGAAAUCAAAGGCCCCAAAAUGGACAUUAAUGCUCCAGAUGUUGAUGUUCAUGGUCCAGACUGGCACCUGAAGAUGCCCAAGGUGAAAAUGCCCAAGUUCAGCAUGCCUGGCUUCAAAGCAGAAGGCCCAGAAGUGGAUGUGAACCUGCCAAAGGCUGACAUUGAUGUCUCAGGACCCAAGGUGGACAAUGAAGGCCCUGAUGUGAGCAUUGAAGGACCAGAAGGAAAGUUGAAAGGUCCUAAGUUCAAGAUGCCUGAGAUGAACAUCAAAGCCCCGAAGAUCUCCAUGCCAGACAUUGAUCUUAACCUGAAAGGCCCCAAAGUGAAGGGUGAUGUGGACGUGUCCCUGCCCAAAGUGGAAGGUGAGAUUAAAGUUCCUGAAGUUGACAUCAAAGGCCCCAAAGUGGACAUUGAUGCUCCAGAUGUGGAUGUUCAUGGUCCAGACUGGCACCUGAAGAUGCCCAAAGUGAAAAUGCCCAAGUUCAGCAUGCCUGGCUUCAAGGGAGAGGGUCCUGAAGUGGAUGUGAACCUGCCAAAGGCUGACAUUGAUGUCUCAGGACCCAAGAUGGAUAUUGAUGUUCCAGAUGUGAAUAUAGAAGGUCCUGAUGCAAAACUGAAGGGUCCUAAGUUCAAGAUGCCAGAGAUGAACAUCAAGGCUCCCAAGAUCUCCAUGCCUGAUUUGCAUCUCAAGGGUCCCAAACUGAAGGGAGAUGUGGAUGUUUCCCUGCCCAAAGUAGAAGGUGACCUCAAGGGCCCUGAAGUUGACAUCAAAGGCCCCAAAAUGGACAUUAAUGCUCCAGAUGUUGAUGUUCAUGGUCCAGACUGGCACCUGAAGAUGCCCAAGGUGAAAAUGCCCAAGUUCAGCAUGCCUGGCUUCAAGGGAGAGGGUCCUGAAGUGGAUGUGAACCUGCCAAAGGCUGACAUUGAUGUCUCAGGACCCAAGGUGGACAUUGAUGUUCCAGAUGUGAAUAUAGAAGGUCCUGAUGCAAAACUGAAGGGUCCUAAGUUCAAGAUGCCAGAGAUGAACAUCAAAGCUCCUAAGAUCUCAAUGCCAGAUUUGGACCUUAACAUUAAAGGCCCCAAAGUGAAAGGAGAUGUAGAUGUUUCACUUCCAAGUGUUGAAGGUGAUUUGAAAGGGCCUUCUCUUGACAUAAAGGGCCCAAAAUUAGAUCUAAAUGCUCCAGAUGUUGACAUUCAUGGUCCCGAGGGCAAAUUAAAAGGCCCCAAACUGAAAAUGCCUGACAUGCAUGUCAACAUGCCCAAGAUCUCUAUGCCUGAAAUUGACUUGAAUUUAAAGGGCUCAAAGCUUAAGGGAGAUGUUGAUGUCUCUGGACCCAAACUGGAGGGUGAAAUUAAAACUCCCAAGUUAGAUGUGAAGGGCCCAGAAGUGGACAUUUCUGCUCCCAAGGUUAAUAUUGAAGGGAAAUCAAAGAAAUCUCGUUUUAAGCUCCCUAAAUUUAAUUUUUCUGGAUCCAAAGUUCAGACACCUGACAUGGAUGUCAAAGUUAAAAAGCCAGAUGUUGAUGUAACAGCUCCAAAAGUUGACAUUAAUGCUCCAGAAGUGGAAGUACAAGGCAAAGUGAAAGGAUCCAAGUUUAAAAUGCCUUUCCUGAGUAUUUCAUCUCCCAAAGUUUCUAUGCCUGAUGUGGAGCUAAAUUUGAAAGGUCCUAAGGUCAAGGGAGACUUAGAUGUAGCAGGCCCAAAUUUAGAAGGAGACUUUAAAAGCCCUAAAGUGGACAUUAAAGCACCAGAGGUUCAUAUUAAUGCACCUGAUGUGGACGUUCAUGGUCCAGAAUGGAAUCUGAAGAUGCCCAAGAUGAAAAUGCCCAAGUUUAGUGUAUCUGGCAUAAAAGCAGAAGGACCUGAUGUGGCUAUGGAUUUACCAAAAGGAGACAUCAAUGUAGAAGUUCCCAGUAUGAAUAUUGAGGGCCCAGAACUCAAUAUAGAGGGUCCAGAGGGAAGCUUAAAAGGCCCCAAAUUUAAGAUGCCUGAGAUGAACAUCAAAGCCCCCAAGAUCUCUAUGCCUGACAUUGACUUAAACCUGAAAGGUCCCAAGGUAAAAGGUGAUGUAGAUGUAUCUCUUCCCAAACUUGAAGGAGAUCUUAAAGGGCCAAAAGUUGACAUCAAAGGCCCCAAAGUGGACAUUGAUGCUCCAGAUGUGGAUGCUCAUGGUCCAGAUUGGCACCUUAAGAUGCCCAAAGUGAAAAUGCCCAAGUUCAGUAUGCCUGGCUUCAAGGGAGAGGGCCCUGAAGUGGAUGUUAAUUUGCCCAAAGCUGACAUUGAUGUCUCAGGACCCAAGGUGGACAUUGAUGUUCCAGAUGUGAAUAUAGAAGGUCCUGAUGCAAAACUGAAGGGUCCUAAGUUCAAGAUGCCAGAGAUGAACAUCAAGGCUCCCAAGAUCUCUAUGCCUGACAUUGAUCUGAAUCUUAAAGGCCCAAAAUUGAAAGGUGAUGUGGAUGUGUCCUUGCCCAAAGUAGAAGGUGACCUCAAGGGUCCAGAGGUGGAUAUUACUGGCCCUAAAGUGGACAUUGACAUUCCUGAAGUUAGCAUUGAAGGUCCAGAGGGCAAACUGAAAGGCCCCAAGUUUAAGAUGCCUGAGAUGAACAUCAAAGCCCCCAAGAUCUCCAUGCCAGACAUUGAUCUUAACCUGAAAGGCCCCAAAGUGAAGGGUGAUGUGGACGUGUCCCUGCCCAAAGUGGAAGGUGAGAUUAAAGUUCCUGAAGUUGACAUCAAAGGCCCCAAAGUGGACAUCGAUGCCCCAGAUGUGGAUGUUCAUGGUCCAGACUGGCACCUGAAGAUGCCCAAAAUAAAAAUGCCCAAGUUCAGCAUGCCUGGCUUCAAGGGAGAAGGUCCUGAAGUAGAUGUGAACCUGCCAAAGACUGACAUUGAUGUCUCAGGACCCAAGGUGGACAUUGAUGUUCCAGAUGUGAAUAUAGAAGGUCCUGAUGCAAAACUGAAGGGUCCUAAGUUCAAGAUGCCAGAGAUGAACAUCAAGGCUCCCAAGAUCUCCAUGCCUGAUUUGCAUCUCAAGGGUCCCAAACUGAAGGGAGAUGUGGAUGUUUCCCUGCCCAAAGUAGAAGGUGACCUCAAGGGCCCUGAAGUUGACAUCAAAGGCCCCAAAAUGGACAUUAAUGCUCCAGAUGUUGAUGUUCAUGGUCCAGACUGGCACCUGAAGAUGCCCAAGGUGAAAAUGCCCAAGUUCAGCAUGCCUGGCUUCAAAGCAGAAGGCCCAGAAGUGGAUGUGAACCUGCCAAAGGCUGACAUUGAUGUCUCAGGACCCAAGGUGGACAUUGAAGGCCCUGAUGUGAGCAUUGAAGGACCAGAAGGAAAGUUGAAAGGUCCUAAGUUCAAGAUGCCUGAGAUGAACGAUGUGAACCUGCCAAAGGCUGACAUUGAUGUCUCAGGACCCAAGGUGGACAUUGAUGUUCCAGAUGUGAAUAUAGAAGGUCCUGAUGCAAAACUGAAGGGUCCUAAGUUCAAGAUGCCAGAGAUGAACAUCAAGGCUCCCAAGAUCUCCAUGCCUGAUUUGCAUCUCAAGGGUCCCAAACUGAAGGGAGAUGUGGAUGUUUCCCUGCCCAAAGUAGAAGGUGACCUCAAGGGCCCUGAAGUUGACAUCAAAGGCCCCAAAAUGGACAUUAAUGCUCCAGAUGUUGAUGUUCAUGGUCCAGACUGGCACCUGAAGAUGCCCAAGGUGAAAAUGCCCAAGUUCAGCAUGCCUGGCUUCAAGGGAGAAGGUCCUGAAGUAGAUGUGAGCCUUCCUAAAGCUGACAUUGAUGUCUCAGGAGCCAAGGUAGACAUCGAUACUCCUGACAUUGACAUUCAUGGUCCAGAAGGGAAGCUGAAGGGCCCCAAGUUCAAAAUGCCUGAUCUCCACCUCAAGGCACCCAAGAUCUCAAUGCCAGAAGUUGACUUGAACCUGAAAGGGCCAAAGGUAAAGAGUGAUGUAGAUGUUUCUCUGCCCAAAGUGGAAGGAGAGAUUAAAGUUCCUGAAGUUGACAUCAAAGGCCCUAAAAUGGACAUCAAUGUUCCAGAUGUGGACGUUCAUGGUCCAGACUGGCACCUGAAGAUGCCCAAGGUGAAAAUGCCCAAGUUCAGCAUGCCUGGCUUCAAGGGAGAAGGCCCUGAAGUGGAUGUGAACCUGCCAAAGGCUGACAUGGAUGUCUCAGGACCCAAGGUGGACAUUGAUGUUCCAGAUGUGAAUAUAGAAGGUCCUGAUGCAAAACUGAAGGGUCCUAAGUUCAAGAUGCCAGAGAUGAACAUUAAAGCUCCCAAGAUCUCCAUGCCUGACAUUGAUUUGCACUUGAAAGGGCCUAAACUGAAGGGAGAUGUGGAUGCUUCCUUGCCUAAAAUGGAAGGUGAACUAAAAGGUCCUGCUAUUGAUAUAAAGGGUCCCAGUGUGGAUAUUGAUACUCCUGACAUCAAUAUUGAUGGCCCAGAAGGGAAAUUAAAGGGACCCAAAUUUAAAAUACCAGAUAUGCACAUCAAAGCUCCCAAGAUUUCCAUGCCUGACUUUGACUUAAACCUUAAGGGACCCAAGGUAAAAGGAGAUGUGGACCUUGCACUACCUAAGAUGGAAGGUGAUCUCAAAGGGCCGGAGAUAGACAUUGAGGGUCCUGAAGGAAAGCUCAAAGGUCCCAAAUUUAAGAUGCCAGAUGUCCAUUUUAAGACCCCUCAAAUUUCAAUGAGUGACAUUGAUUUGAACAUGAAAGGACCUAAAAUAAGGGGAGAUUUGGACAUAGAAGGGGAUUUGAAAGGUCCCAAACUGGAUGUCAAAGGCCCUAAACUGGACAUCGACACUCCUGACAUUGACAUUCACGGUCCAGAAGGGAAGCUGAAGGGCCCCAAGUUUAAAAUGCCUGAUCUCCACCUCAAGGCACCCAAAAUCUCAAUGCCAGAAGUUGACUUGAACCUGAAAGGGCCGAAGGUGAAGGGUGAUGUAGAUGUUUCUCUGCCCAAAGUGGAAGGAGACCUCAAAGGCCCUGAAGUUGACAUCAAAGGUCCCAAAGUGGACAUCAGUGCUCCAGAUGUGGACGUUCAUGGUCCAGACUGGCACCUGAAGAUGCCCAAGGUGAAAAUGCCCAAGUUCAGCAUGCCUGGCUUCAAGGGAGAGGGCCCUGACGUGGAUGUGAACCUGCCAAAGGCUGACAUUGAUGUCUCAGGACCUAAGGUGGACAUUGAUGUUCCAGAUGUAAAUAUUGAAGGUCCUGAUGCAAAAUUGAAGGGUCCUAAAUUCAAGAUGCCGGAGAUUAGCAUCAAGGCUCCAAAGAUAUCUAUGCCUGAUGUGGAUCUGGAGUUAAAAGGACCUAAAGUAAAAGGAGACUUUGAUGUGUCUGUUCCCAAGAUUGAAGGUAGUCUCAAAGGACCUGAAGUAGACCUGAAAGGUCCAAGUCUAGAUUUUGAAGGCCCUGAUGCUAAACUCAGUGGCCCUAACUUGAAGAUGCCAUCACUGGAUGUAUCUGCUCCUAAAAUAACUGGACCUGAUGUUAAUGUGCACCUCAAGACACCAAAAAUUGGUGUUUCUGGGCCUAAGUUAGGAGGUGGUGAAGUGGACCUUAAGGGACCCAAAGUUGAUUUAGAAACUCCAAGUUUAGACGUCCGCAUGGAGAGCCCAGAUAUUAAUAUCGAGGGUCCAGAUGUUAAAGUUCCAAAGUUUAAGAAACCCAAGUUUGGAUUUGGUGCAAAAAGCGCUAAAGUUGACAUCAAGACACCCUCAGUUGAUGUGACUGUCCCUGAAGCAGAGCUGAGUGUUGAGACCCCUGACGUAAGCCUUGGUGGAAAGGGCAAGAAAAGCAAGUUUAAAAUGCCUAAAAUUCACAUGAGUGGCCCUAAAGUUAAGGCCAAAAAGCAGGGAUUUGAUUUGAACGUUCCCGGAGGUGAGAUUGAUGCCAGUCUGAAGGGUCCUGAUGUGGAUAUCGGUGUUGCAGGGCCUGAUGCUGCGCUCAAAGUUGAUGUAAAGUCUCCAAAAGCCAAGAAAACCAUGUUUGGGAAAAUGUACUUCCCAGAUGUAGAAUUUGACAUCAAGUCACCUAAAUUUAAAGCAGAGGCUUCCCUACCCAGCCCUAAGUUGGAGGGUGACAUCAAGGUACCAGAUCUGGACAUUUCUUCACCAGGGGUUACUGUGGAAGCUCCUGACAUCCAUGUGAAGGCUCCCAAGUUCAAGGUGCCAGGUGUGGAUGUCUCAGGGCCAAAGUUAGAGGGCAACUUGAAAGGUCCUAAGGUGCAGGCAAACUUGGAGACACCUAACAUCAACAUCGAAGGCUCUGAUGCCAAAAUCAAAGCACCCUCAUUCAGUGUGUCUGCUCCUCAAGUCUCCAUACCUGAUAUGAAUGUCAAGUUGACAGGACCAAAGAUAAAGGGUGAUGCCCCCAGUGUGGGUCUGGAAGGACCUGAUGUCGAUUUGCAAGGUCCAGAAGGAAAAAUCAAGUUCCCCAAGUUUUCACUGCCCAAGAUCAGUGCCCCUGGUCUUGAAGGAAGCUUGAGCACAUCAGAUGUUAAGUUUGAAGGGCCCGAUAUAUCUCUUAAAGGCCCAGGAGUGGACUUGCCUUCGGUGGACCUCUCUAUGCCAAAAAUUUCUGGGCCUGAUGUUGACCUGAACUUGAAAGGACCAAGUCUGAAGGGAGACCUGGAUGCAUCCAGUCCCAGCAUGAAGCUGCACGCCCCAGGUCUUGACCUCAAAGGUGUUGGUGGAAAAGUACAGAUAGGAGGAGAUGGUGUGAAAGUCCCGGGGAUUGAUGUCACAGCAGCCCUUAAUGUGGGGGCCCCUGAUGUGACCCUGAAGGGACCAAGCCUACAGGGAGACCUGACCAUGUCUGGGGACAUCAAGUGCCCUAAACUAUCUGCGGGUGCCCCCGAUCUCAGCUUGGAGGCCUCAGAAGGUAGCGUCAAAUUUCCCCACAUGAAGCUGCCUCAGUUUGGCAUCUCUGCUCCAGGGUCUGACUUGGACGUUAACAUCAAGGGGCCUCAAGUUUGUGGAGAACUGAAGGGGCCAGGGAUGGAUGUGAACCUGAAGGGGCCCCAGAUCUCAGCACCAAACAUGGACUUUAACUUGGAAGGACCAAAAGUGAAGGGGAGCCUUGGGGCCACUGGAGAACUGAAAGGCCCAGCAGUUGGGGGAAGCCUUCCAGGCAUCAGUGUUCAGGGCCUAGAAGGAAAUCUCCAAAUGCCUGGAAUUAAGGCUUCUGGGUGCAAUGUGCAACUUCCAGCGGGGCAGCUUUCUGGUCCUGAAAUUAAAGGAGAUCUGAAAGGUUCAGGAAUAGGUCUCCAUGGGGCUGUCCCUGAUAUCAGUGUCAAGGGGCCUUCCUUUAACAUGGCAUCUCCAGAGUCAGAUUUUGGUGUCAGCUUGAAGGGCCCCAAAGUCAAAGGAGGUGUAGAUGUUUCAGGGGGUGUCAGUGUCCCAGAUAUCAACCUGGGUGAAGGGCAUAUGAGUGUCAAAGACUCUGGGGUUGAGUGGAAGGGACCCCAAGUCUCCUCCUCUCUAAACCUGGAUACAUCUAAACUUGCGGGGAACCUUCAUUUCUCAGGACCAAAGACAGAAGGUGGCCAGACUGGACUCCAGGGUCCAGGGCUGAGUGUGUCUGGGCCUCAAGGUCACUUGGAAAGUGGAUCUGGAAAAGUAACAUUCCCCAAGAUGAAGAUCCCCAAAUUUGCCUUCUCUGGCCGCGAGCUUGUUGGCAGAGAAGUAGGGGUGGAUGUCAACUUCCCUAAAGUAGAAGCCAAUGUGCAGGCUGGUGCAGGAGAAGAUGAAUGGGAAGAGUCAGAAGUAAAACUUAAAAAAUCCAAAAUCAAAAUGCCCAAGUUUAACUUUUCCAAACCUAAAGGGAAAGGUGGUGCCACCGGCUCACCAGAAGCAUCCAUUUCUGGGUCCAAAGGGGACCUGAAGAGCUCAAAGGCCAGCUUAGGCUCUCUGGAAGGAGAAGCAGAUGCCGAAGCAUCGUCACCAAAAGGCAAAUUCUCGCUGUUUAAAAGUAAGAAGCCAAGACACCGCUCCAACUCCUUCAGCGAUGAGAGGGAGUUCUCGGCGCCUUCCACCCCAACCGGGACUUUGGAGUAUGCAGGUGGAGAAGUUAAAAGCAAACAUGGGAAGCUGAAAUUUGGUACCUUCGGUGGGUUGGGGUCAAAGAGCAAAGGUCAUUAUGAGGUGACUGGGAGUGAUGAUGAGGCAGCCAAGUUACAGGGGAGUGGAGUGUCUUUGGCCUCAAAGAAGUCCCGACUGUCUUCCUCUUCUAGCAACGACAGUGGGACGAAGGUUGGCAUCCAGCUUCCUGAGGUAGAACUCUCAAUUUCCACAAAGAAAGAGUAGUGGGCCUUGUAUGUGUGUACAUAUAUAUAAAUACAUCAGCCUUGGGUGUGUUUGUAUAUAAACUCCAAAGAGAAACACCCCAACAGCCUCAGCAAUAAUGCAAAGAUCUUGCCUCCCCCAGUGGCAAGUACUGACAAACAGAGUGCCUCUAGGCUCCUGGGACUCUGCAACUAGGUAAAGAGUUCUAAGUUCAUCUGGCCCGUGUGCAAAGUCAACAGUAUUUGCGUUAAGAUUUUAGUUUUUUUGGUUUCUUCUUCUUCUUCUUCUUCUUUUUUUUUUUUUUUUUGCAUUGAACGCUGAGAGCUCGUGUUUACUAAGCAAGCUUUUGUGUUUAUCCUUAUUUUUACUGAACAUUGUUAGUACCUGGGUAAUGGAAACCCACUUUCUUUUCAUUGUAAUGACUUUGGGGGCUUUUGUGAGUAAGGGAAGGUGGGAUAAAAGGUGGCAGAGGGGUCUAGGUCAUCAUUUCUCUGAAGGUUGGAUGUGUACAAACAGCAACACCCUGGUAUGGCUCAGAGGAGGUGGCAGCCAGGAGGUGGGUGUUUCUCAAUUCUCUGUAGCAUGACUUUUAAUCCCUAGGUGUGUUAGUCCCAGCCUAGUUUGGUGCUCAAGGUGAGAGGGGGAUUUAAAUCUGUCUGCAAAUUGUCAAGCUGCCAGGUCAGUGUGAGGGGCUUCCAUUCUGGGUUUGGUAAGAAAGUGUUCAUUCGUGACUGCCAUGUUCUGAGAAAAGUUCUGAUUCCUUUUAACAAAUGUCAUCAUGAUUAAGGAAAUGUCUGGCACUUUAAUGGAAAAUUAAUUGAGAAUGUAAGAAAGUUGAUGCUGUACAAGGCAAAUAAAACCGUUCAUUAACCCUGA